Chenopodium quinoa (quinoa) is the source of this 2757-nucleotide messenger RNA. RefSeq names its product DNA topoisomerase 6 subunit B-like. Gene Ontology annotation, biological process: DNA topological change. Lineage: Eukaryota; Viridiplantae; Streptophyta; Magnoliopsida; Caryophyllales; Amaranthaceae. Gene Ontology annotation, cellular component: small ribosomal subunit; cytosol. The transcript is spliced from 20 exons. Gene Ontology annotation, molecular function: DNA topoisomerase type II (double strand cut, ATP-hydrolyzing) activity; ATP binding; DNA binding. The record is from RefSeq and is a predicted model, not a curated record. The coding region runs from base 88 to 2106 and encodes 672 amino acids.
CCUCUAAACUAAAACCCUAAUUUCCGACAAAUUUGAAGAAAUUUUUGCAGAUUCAAUUCCUAAGAAUCUGUGAGAGAAUUAGCUUCGAUGGAUUCUGGGGAUGACAGUGAUGUUCCAAUUGAGCCCAAAAAGGGGAAAUCUAAGACUCCUAGAAAAACUAAAGAAAGCGUUCUCAAGCAAAAAUCACCAGCGGAAUUCUUUGCGGAGAACAAGAAUAUUGCUGGAUUUGACAAUCCUGGGAAGUCCCUAUACACUACUGUGAGAGAGUUGGUUGAAAAUGCUCUUGAUUCUUCAGAGUCUAUAUCAGAGCUUCCUGUUGUGGAAGUUACAAUUGAAGAGAUAGGGAAGAGUAAGUUCAAUUCUAUGAUUGGUCUCAUUGAUCGGGAGCGAGUUGAUCAGGAAUUAUAUGAUGAUUAUGAGACAGCUAAAGCUCGUGAGAAACGCCUGGCAAAGGAAGCCCGUGAUCUGGAAAUCCAUGCAAAAAAUGCAGCUUUGGGGAAGAAAGUUAAAGAGACUGCUGCAAAAGCUAGCAAAGGCCGCGGUGAAGCCUCUUUUUUCAGGGUGAUAUGUAAGGACAAUGGAAAAGGAAUGCCGCAUGAUGACAUACCUAAUAUGUUUGGGAGAGUUUUAUCUGGAACGAAAUAUGGACUGAAGCAAACACGUGGGAAAUUCGGAUUAGGGGCUAAGAUGGCUUUGAUUUGGUCCAAGAUGAGCACUGGACUACCUAUAGAGAUAUCAUCAGCAAUGAAAGGCCAUAAUUAUGUAUCAUUCUGCAGGCUGGAUAUUGACAUUCAUCGGAAUAUUCCACACAUUCAUAUACAUGAAAAACGUGAAAAUAAGGACCGUUGGCAUGGAGCUGAAAUUCAAGUUGUCAUUGAGGGAAAUUGGACUACCUACCGGUCUAAGAUAUUGCAUUACAUGCGUCAGAUGGCUGUCAUCACCCCUUAUGCUCAAUUUGUCUUCAAAUAUAUCUCAGAAACACCCGAUAAAAAUGUGACCAUAGGAUUUGCACGAAGAACUGAUGUAAUGCCUCCUAUACCCAUGGAAACAAAGUAUCAUCCAUCUGCUGUUGAUCUAUUACUCAUUAAGCGGCUUAUUGGUGAAACUUCAAAGCAGAAUUUGCUACAGUUUCUUCAACAUGAUUUCGUGAAUAUAGGAAAACCUCAUGCUCAGCGUCUGAUUGGUGAAAUGGGCCCAGAAUUUAGCCCUAAAAUGGCUGUAAAAUCACUCACCUCACAGCAGCUCGUUCGCAUACAUCAGUUGUUUCGUCAGGCUAAAUUUGGUGAUCCUAGUGGAGAUUGCCUCAGCCCUGCAGGAGAGUACAAUCUUCGGUUAGGUAUCAUUAAAGAGUUGCAUCCUGAUAUGGUUGCUACUUACUCUGGCAGUGCUCAAGUAUUUGAAGGCCACCCUUUUCUUGUAGAAGCUGGAGUCAGUGUUGGUGGCAAAGAUGUUAAACAAGGUUUAAACAUCUUCCGGUUUGCCAACCGAAUUCCACUUCUCUUCGAGCAAGGUGCUGAUGUUGUUACGAGGACGGCUAUAAAGAGGAUCAAUUGGGGCAGUUACAAAAUUAACCAGAAUCAGGACAAGGUCGGAGUCUUUGUCAGCAUUGUUAGCACAAAAAUCCCAUUUAAAGGGACUGGAAAGGAAUACAUUGGUGAUGACAUCAGUGAGAUAGCUGCGGCAGUCAAGUAUGCUAUUCAGCAAUGUUGUAUCCAGUUGAAGUCCAAGAUAGUGAAGAGAAUUCAGGCCAGGGAACAACAGGAAAGAAAGAGAAAUAUGAGCAAAUACAUUCCAGAUGCUGCAAAUGCCAUCUAUGAUGUGCUUAAAGAGGCGGCACAAUUGCAUACAUCAAAAAAGAGAAAGUAUGAAGGCGAGGAUGCAGAAAUACUGAGAAAGGUGUCAACUCGUGCUUUAACAACAGAGACACUUAAAGAGAAACUCGCUAGACAUGUUGAGCAGGUCGAUUAUGAAAUGGCUCUUGAAUAUGCUACACAGGCUGGAGUUAGCGAUGAACCUAGAGAAGCUUUUCAUGUACAGUCACUAGAAUCGGAAAACAACUUCAUUGACCUGCACAGUCCUGUUUUUGUUUUCAGACUUUUCCAGUAGAAUCAGGACUUGAUGAUCAAGUGAGUUGGUGUGCCAAUCACCUUUUCCCCGGUACUGAAGAGUGAUUGUCAAUCUGUUAUGAUAUCAUCCUCUCCCUGUGGUAAACCAGAUAGAAGGAAUGCUUUUCCUCAGACUUGUGGGCUAUUGUCAAUGUUGAAAACUGUAUACUUGACAUAUUGUAUAGUGUAUAAUUGACAUGGCUCUUACUUUUUUUUAAUUAUUUUUUUUUAUUUUUUAAUGUGAACCUGACUUGAAAUUGCAAUGCUAAGGAGAUGGUAGGAAACAGUUAUAGUAUUAUCUUCCUAUGUCCAUGUAUUAUAUUCUUUCAACAUGUUGAUAUAUAAUGGUUUAUGUACAUCCUUUUGGUGGAGAUGCAUUAUGUUCUUCCCCAUUGUCGGUAUUGAAACUGUUGCAGUGCCGUGCCUUCAACCUUAGACUGGGAUCGUCUUUUUUAACCUCAUCUCAACCUUUGCUUGAUUCAGCCACAUGUACUCAUCAUCCACUGACUUGUCUUUGCUUUAUAUGGCUCAAGCUUGUCUGAUGACCCACCCAGAGGACCGUUCCAUUGAUCUCUUAUUUUGGGUUGAACCUCAAUUAUACAGUAUGUAAUGUAUGUUUUGGAUUUGAAGUAUCCAUGCAUACAAGAUCCUU